Messenger RNA from Ilyonectria robusta, 500 nucleotides. RefSeq lists its product as uncharacterized. Lineage: Eukaryota; Fungi; Ascomycota; Sordariomycetes; Hypocreales; Nectriaceae. The record is from RefSeq and is a predicted model, not a curated record. The transcript has a single exon. The coding region runs from base 162 to 416 and encodes 84 amino acids.
GAGUCAAAAAAAACACAUCGUUGAACUCGAGAAGUCAGCCAUAUCCCCUACUUCGGCUGGAUUCCUGAGGGGCGGCCACGAACGACUUUCCCGUCCCCGAACAAGUCGGUUUUCCCGGCUCUCACUUUCCUUGCCUGUCUUACACUUCGCUUCAUGAGGUCAUGACCCGUUGGUUAAUGUUUACCUGUCUAUUUAUUUCACCACAAGGGCUGAGCCGCGUUUCUCUCAGGCCUUUCCUUUGUCUUUCUUCUUCGCUGUAUAGUAUCUUUCAGACAGUCUCCGUCAUCAAGACUGUGAGUAUGUCAAGGCACAGAGCCUUGGUUGCUCUUAACCUCUUUCUUUUUGUUGGUCAAGGGACUAGGGGAUAUAAAUCCGAGUUUUCUAGCAGGGAAGGAUUUUUGGGAUCGCUGUGGUAAAGGGGCUAUUUAGCAAUGAUGGAACUUGGUCUACAACAGAUAGAUCUGAAUGGAGAUAGUUCUUGAAACUUGUGUUCUUGUCAA